CCUUGGGAUUAUAAAACUAUAAAAUGCCAUUGCACCCUAUUUCUCUUCUUCUUCAUCAUUUUUUUUUACAUUUUUUUCUUUUAUACUUUUUCUACCUGAAAUGAAAUCUCCCGCAGUUGAAGGAUCUUCUUCUCGUUUUUAUCUCUGAUUCUCCAACUUCUAACUGUCACAAAAAUCUUGUAUUUCAAUUCUGUACCCUUUUUUUUCUCUCCAAUUUUCUUCAUCUUUAACCAAACAUGGACUCUUCUUCUAAUCUCAAUUUCCCAUUCACAAUUUCAUGUACACCCACUAAGUUAAAUCCUCAAUUCUGUCCCAAAAAACCAAUCUUUUUCACUUUUAUGAAGUACCCAUCUUCUUUCUUGACGAUUUCAUCGACACCCACCAAGCCAAAUCCUCAAUCUUGUAGUAAAAAUCCAAUCUUUUUCACUUCUAUGCGAUGUUCGAGAAAUAUAAGACAUGGGUUGUCAUCAGUUUCUUGCUUGAUUAUGGAAGAAGCGCCAUUGGAUGAGAGGUUAAGUGUUGUUGACAAAGUUCGAAGUUUAUCUUUGGAAUUUAGGUCCUUAUCAGAACCAAUUGAUAGAGUGAAAAGAUUGUUGCACUAUGCAAGUAUUCUCCCUCCAUUAUGUGAGUCAGCUAGGGUUCAAGAAAAUCGAGUUUUGGGUUGUACAACACAGGUGUGGUUAGAGGUUAGGAUGAAUAGUAGAGGUUCUAUGAAUUUUAGUGUAGAUAGUGAUUCUGAAAUUACUAAAGGGUUUUGCUCUUGCUUGAUGUGGGUGUUUGAUGGGGCAGAACCAGAGGAAAUUCUGAGUGUUACGGCAGAGGAUUUGGGAGAUAUGAAUGUGGGGCUGCCUAAAAAGGGUCGCUCAAGAGUUAAUACUUGGCAUAAUGUGUUGUUCAGUAUGCAGAAUAGGACUAAAGAUUGUGUUCAAGAAAGGAAGAGAGCUUUGUCUUUGGAAGAUCUUCAUUCUUUAGUCAUUAGACCUCAUGAACAUGUUGGUGGGCCUAGUGCCAAUGGAAGUUACCUGGAAUCUGAGCCUAAGUGCAGUUUCGAAGUCAAAUGAUUCUCAUCCAAGCUUUGUCCAUGGUUGGAUGAAUCUGCUAAAGUUUCACCAUUUUCUUCUUUUGUUACUGAUAAGGCUUUUGUUCUCCAAUUUGCACCUGAGGCAACUUCCUUCUCAUUCUUUAUCCUUGCUUUUCACAGACCUUACAACUAAGAUGCCAUUCUAAAUACAAUUCUUUGUACACGUUGCAUAGAAUUGAAUUCGCAGGGCCAAUGAAGCAGAUGAUUGUUGAUAUCAUUUUUGUACUGAGUUGCCUCUUUCAAGGCAUUCAUUGAAGAUGAUCCAUGGACUUCUCCCUGUGGCAUAAGUUGUUAACAUAAUCGUUGUUGUAUUUUGUAUUAGCAACCUACUAGUUUAGUUUUUUUUCUUCUUAGAUGUAAGACAAAUAUCUUUUGGAAGAGAAAUUUCCAAAUGAGUAUUCUUUAUUUUCAAAUUCAUAAUUGGAGUGAUAACUGAUUUAACACUUACACUUUUGAACUAGGAAGGGAGGGAUUGCUUUGUAAAGACUAUAAGUUGGGAGAAAAUCAUUCUUCAAUACCUAAAGAAAAGUGAUAUUUUAGUUA
This is a messenger RNA of Solanum pennellii, 1624 nucleotides long. RefSeq names its product sufE-like protein 2, chloroplastic. The record is from RefSeq and is a predicted model, not a curated record. The transcript has 3 exons. NCBI's taxonomy places the organism in Eukaryota, Viridiplantae, Streptophyta, Magnoliopsida, Solanales, Solanaceae. Bases 237 to 1061 code for a protein of 274 amino acids.